AUGAUGAGUUGGCCCGAUACCAUACAAAAAGGUGAUUCACGUAUCGCAUGUAGACCAGAUCUUAUAUUUAUUGCAUAUUUAAAUGAUCAAAGAAUUGAUCUUUUAAAUAUGGAGACUGGUCGCCCCAAUUCCCCUAAACGAAAACAGAAACAAGAUCAUUUAAAGUUAGCGCGACUUGCAAAAAAUUUGAUAGAUUUUGCAAGAACCCAUCUUAAGCAAUACAUUAAAAAGGGAAUAUUAAGUAAUUUGUUAUCAAUAUUUUCUAUCAAUGUUGCUG
Racocetra persica is the source of this 277-nucleotide messenger RNA. Lineage: Eukaryota; Fungi; Glomeromycota; Glomeromycetes; Diversisporales; Gigasporaceae. The record is from the annotation of a GenBank genome assembly.